Messenger RNA from Homalodisca vitripennis (glassy-winged sharpshooter), 617 nucleotides. Its product is annotated as protein TAPT1 homolog. The record is from RefSeq and is a predicted model, not a curated record. NCBI's taxonomy places the organism in Eukaryota, Metazoa, Arthropoda, Insecta, Hemiptera, Cicadellidae. The annotation marks the transcript as partial. The transcript is spliced from 3 exons.
UAGAGUGAGCCAGCCUAACCUAAUUUUUAUGUUGACUAAUAAUUAAUUUGAUAAGUAAGUGUUGAUGUGUGACAUUUAACCGACAACCGCAUUAUUAAAUAAUGGAGUUGUAGUGAAUCUCUUGUCAGUAUAAAUAGUACAUUUUAUAAAAUAUAAAAAACUGUGUGUAUAUUGUGCUCAGAUACUUGUUUAGUGAAUUUUCAUUUAUGAUUGUGUUGAACUCUAGAAUCGACUUUAUUUUAUAAUAAUAAGGACCUUCUGCUGACAAAACAAAAAUAUGGGCCCUGAUGACAAAGGAGUUUCUAAAAAAAUAAAGUUCAGAUCAAUAUCUACGACUACAGAACCUCUUUUGGGAUCUGGAAGUAGAGUGGAAGACUUGAGCACCCUUCGGCAGAGAUCAAAGUCUGAACAGAAAUAUAAGAAAAAGGAUACAUCAGAUAACAGUGAUGAAGAAGACCCUCCCUCACUAUUAAAGUUCCUGGGGGUUGAGCUGACCAGAGGGUACAUUCUCGAGCAUGAUGAAGAGCAAUAUACAGCCAGAAGAGAGAAAGUGUAUAGUUUUUUGCCAAAAUUCCAGUGGAAGCUGAAAAGUUCAUGGCAUAACGGAUUUUUUUCAG